CAAAUAGAUCAGGGUUCGAGUCCCAGCUCAGGGAACAGAAAGCGGCCGACACCACAGACCGCAGCUGAGUCUGAUCGUCUCGCGCCGAUGUCGGUGUCUCCUCCGUCAGGAAGUAAAGACCUCGGACUCAGAAGCGCAUCGCUACACGGCAAAACCUCGUCGCUGUCAGUUAUGAGCGAGAUAAAAACCUUCACGGUGUCGUGUUUGGACUUAGAAACUUUCCUCUCGGCGAAAGUAAAACUGCGCCAAGAAGGCUUUCUGGAUUCCAACACGAAAACCUGUUUGGAUUUUGCCAUCCAGACUAUGGAGAAUUUUCCCGUCUCUAAACGUCGUGACGUCUCUCUCACUCUUGAAGGCGAGAGGCAGCUGGUUCGGUUCACCUCAGGAAACCCCGUCCUGCUGUACGUGGUGCGUUUGGGUCAGAAAGGUCCGGAGCUUCAUCAGAAAGUUCCGGUCGGAUCUCGUCUGGUUCCCUCGUGCCUGAGCGAGUCUCACUUCGCCGGGCAUUGCUGCAGAGACGAGCUGGAGAGCUGCGUGGAUCAGGCGAGGCGCGUGUUGAGUGCGGAAAUCGAGGCUAAUCCGUCGUCUCAGAGCGAGCUGGAGCUUCGGAUCGCGUGCGGUGAGCUUCGGAUGACUUACACCACCCAGCAUCCUCGACGCAGCCUUUCCGUCCGCCCGCACCGUCGAGUGCACUUCGGCAAGACGCUGAACCUGGAGAAGCUCCUGGAGACCAAAACACGUCUGGAGAGAAGCGGCGAGAUGAAGGAAGGCCUGCUGGCUUGUUUCCAGCACCUGCUCAUCAACUACGGUCAGUUUCAGGAGGAAAACAUCCGCGUCAUCCUCCAGAGCGACGGAGAGCUGAUGGAGCUCGUCUGCGGCCGCGGCGACUACCACAGCACGCAACACUUCGUCUUCACCGACGGACAGAAUCGAGCUCACAGCCACAGGGUUCAGGACAUGGAGCUGUGGGAGUACGAGUGAGAGGGCAGAAGGAGACGCGUUAACAAGACAUCAGCGUGGUGACAAAUACAUUAAAGAGCUUUAGAUAUGUAACAUAUACACAAUUAUAGACAUGGGUGUGGAGUGGGCGGAGCUAGGAGGACAGAGAGGAUGUGACCAUAAUGAUAGAUGUUAUAGAAUACUUUAAUCUUCUUACGUGUUUUGCAGAACUACUGUAUUGUAUAACCUGUUUAUAUAAAGCAUGUUUAUAUUCUGUACAAAACAAAAAAACUAGUAAAGAUGGUUUGAGACCACGGA
Messenger RNA from Tachysurus vachellii, 1257 nucleotides. RefSeq lists its product as uncharacterized. NCBI's taxonomy places the organism in Eukaryota, Metazoa, Chordata, Actinopteri, Siluriformes, Bagridae. The record is from RefSeq and is a predicted model, not a curated record. Bases 88 to 981 code for a protein of 297 amino acids. The transcript has 4 exons.